CUCAGCUGGGCUCCGAGCUGCCCCGGCCCUGCGGAGCUGGGGAGGGGCCGCGGGCAGUUGUCCUCGCUCUGCCGCUCUGGAUUAGGUGUCCCCGAGGUCAGGUUUCCCUCUGCCUUCCUCCUCUUAUGCAACAGCAGCGCUGGCACCGGCUGCACUCGGACUUUCCUGGCCUCUCCCUGCUGCCCGCAGCCCCGGGGCGGGAUGGAUGGGGCAGCUCCCCAGCGCACCCCGUGGUUACUCCCAGCCGGGGGGGUGAGGAGGGGAUCCCCAGCAGAGCCGUGGGGCGGCCCCGCACCGCUUCCUCUGCCCACACCUCUCUCCUGUGCAGAUUUGCAGCACCAUGCGGCCUCGGCUUCGGCCGCCCGGCGGUCAGCACUGAGUGGGAGCUGCAGCGUGCGCCCGCCCGCUCCUUCCUCAACCUCGCGGGCUCCUUAACCAACAAACGCAAGGAGUACUCGGAGCGGCGCAUCAUUGGGUACUCCAUGCAGGAGAUGUACGACGUGGUCUCCAACGUGGACGACUACAAAACCUUCGUGCCCUGGUGCAAGAAGUCGGUGGUGGUCUCCAAGCGGACGGGGCACAUCAAGGCGCAGCUGGAGGUGGGAUUCCCGCCCGUCCUGGAGCGCUACACCUCCAUCGUCACCCUCAUCCGCCCGCACCUCGUCAAGGCCGUCUGCUCGGACGGGCGGCUCUUCAACCACCUGGAGACAAACUGGCGUUUCAGCCCCGGCAUCCCCGGUUACCCCCGCACCUGCACCGUGGAUUUUUCGAUCUCCUUCGAGUUCCGUUCCCUGCUGCACUCCCAGUUGGCCACCGUGUUCUUCGACGAGGUCGUCAAGCAGAUGGUGGCGGCCUUCGAGCGCCAGGCGGCCAAGAGCUUCGGGCCCGAGACCCGCAUCCCGCGGGAGCUCAUGUUCCACGAGGUGCACCAGACGUGAGGGCGGCGCUGCGGCUGCGGACUGUGCCAGGCUCAGCCCCGCCCCCCUCUUAAAUAUUUAUUUGAGUGCGUCUUUGCUGCCGUUGCCUGGAAUUCCCUCCCGGCCCCGCGGGCGCCAAGCUCUGCUCCUGCAGGGGGCUGCUGGGAGACCCCCGGCCCCGUCGCACCACGGCAGGAGCCGCAGCCCAGCGCCGGACUCCCUCAUUUUGUAGCUGAUUUUGGUUUUAAGUUUUUGUUUUAGUUUUUU
Messenger RNA from Lagopus leucura (white-tailed ptarmigan), 1184 nucleotides. Its product is annotated as coenzyme Q-binding protein COQ10 homolog A, mitochondrial-like. Gene Ontology annotation, cellular component: mitochondrion. Gene Ontology annotation, molecular function: ubiquinone binding. NCBI's taxonomy places the organism in Eukaryota, Metazoa, Chordata, Aves, Galliformes, Phasianidae. The record is from RefSeq and is a predicted model, not a curated record. Gene Ontology annotation, biological process: cellular respiration; ubiquinone biosynthetic process.